CAAUCGACACCGAGGGCUUGGACCACUCCAUUGUCAUCACGGUCACGGACCCCCACAGCCUGGACAGCGCCUGUCCCGUGGAAGGCUCGACUUGUCUGGCGGACGGCGCUCUUACUGUCGAACUCGAUGGUGAAGUCGCUCUUUUGUCUCCUGGAGAGGUCGAGCUCGGCCCCAACGUGGCAAUCUCUGCGGUCAACCUUCCGGGCGCUUGCAGGUCUUUCGGGUUCGAGAAGUACUGGGAGCGCAAGAAAGCAGAGUACGCGGCCAGCGGCCGGAGGCUCAACAACCUCUCGCAAAUGCAGGAGAUGUCGGACUGGAUCCUUGGUGACCCUACCGCGACUAACAUGGCCGAGUGCACGGAGUACGUGUUGGGUGCGACGGUCAACGGCCAGGCUGGAUUGCUCGAGCAUGAUUCGGAACACGCGUCAUUCCAAAUCUUGACUCCCAAGGGAAGCAUCCGCCUCACCCAUGGCCGCCUUCACCAGCUCGCCAUGCGUGACCCGACGGACAGGUUCGAUAUCCCAGAUCACCUCACCUGGCAGAUGAACCUCGCCUUUGACAAUAUUGACCUGACUCUGGACGCUACGGGUAUUCUCGGCGAGACGCAGCAGCACACUUAUGACGCCAACGGCAACCCUAUCAUGGAGGGGAUGGCUGCUAUCCGUGGGUCGCAGGAAGACUACCUUGUCGAGGGCCCCCUGGACACCGUGUUCGUCGCAGCCCGCAACCACCCCUAGGUUACCGUCAACCUUACUCAACGGGACUGGGUUGCAACGAAGGCCCCCAACUAUGUGAAAAUUUGUCGGCAUUGUUGUUUCUUCUCGGUUUCCUUGAUUUGUAAUUCGGAGUGUUGGAUUUGUUGGUUCCUCGGCGUGGUUGUAAGCCGGUCGUGUGGAAUUGGUUGGUUCACGUUUUUUAUUUAUCGGUCGAUGCCAUGCUUCGUGAAGAGAGAGCGGUUGGUCACCAUUCAAUGUGGCCUUUGUCAGCUUCCACACGCUGGCAUUGUGCUUGGUGGUGGUGCUGUUCCGCUGGCGGGUCGUUCUAAGAUGAUAAUCACAAUCAUUAAAGCCGUAGACUCCCAAGCGGAAAAUAUUAGCUGUAAAUGUUGUGGAGGUUAUUUCGAGGCGAACGGAAUGGCGGUCGAGAGGUAUCCUGCAGAACCGGUCGACGCCACCGCCCAAUAUGUGCGGUUGGCUCCGGAAGAUACGCGCACGUUAUUUAUUUUGUACUGCUACGUAGAUAUAACAAGGUGAGGGCUUUGAUUCUGCGCUGAUCAAAAAGGGCAAGUAUCCGGUGUGUUGCCUUUUACCCGCAUGCAUUUUGUUUGCGGUGAUCAAGAUGAAGGGCUCAUUGAUGCUGGGCUUCUUCAAUUGUUUCCGCUUGUUGAAAAGGGAGACCGAGUGUUCCGUUUUUGCGGCUUGCUGCCGAUAGCCCGGUGUUUUGUGGAAUUUCCGCGGUACAUUUUUCUUCCCGAGAAAGUUCCGAUGCCUCUUGUGCUUGAUCAUUGAUACAUCCGCCCCUGUGACCGUGACACUUAUUGGACUAGAACGGGAGUACUGUUCUACUCGCACUUGGUAGUGCUCCCACGCGUGCGUUCGUUUGAGGUGUCUCGUCAGACCACGUUUCAACCCUUGAUAUCGGAGAGUAGGUCGAGUUGCCGCUCGGGUGUGUGGAUUGUGAGGGCCACCCCCAGGAAAAUUGUGCUCCCCAUUGGUAGGAAACGACCAAUUAGGAAACCUUCGUCUAAAGAUGCUGUUCUAAUGUGGCGAGCUUUGCAGAGCACCAGAAGCCCGAGUUCUAUUCGUCUGGCUCCUCUCCGGGCGGUGGUCGCGGAGCGUACUUCCAUGUCUCUGGUUUCAAAAUAUAUGUAUUGGUGAAGCAUCCGCUCGGCAUUUGGCCAGACACUUCCCCGCUUCAAGUUCGGCACAGAUUAUGUGCCAUCUCGACGCAUCGACCACGGAUUGGAAAGGUAGCAGUUGGGACAGGCCGGAGGCAAAAUGUUAAUGUUUCUUGUUGAGGCAUGUGUAGGUUGCAAUUUGUUGCCCAACUGGUGAAGUGGGAUCCAGUGCGCCGUGAUGCUCGUCGAGCCCGUGGCCAUUCUGACAAACAGACAGAGAGACGGACGUCCAUGUGUAAUUAUUCAGCACCCUCUCCCUUUUAAUUUUUUUUUAAUAAUAUUAGCGUACUACAAAUCACCAAUAGUUUUUUGACUAUUUAAAACAAGAUUCACCCCUACUGGGCGGCUUCUUGCAAAAAGAAACAAAGCAGGUUAUCUCGUGUG
Messenger RNA from Ectocarpus siliculosus, 2281 nucleotides. The record is from the annotation of a GenBank genome assembly. NCBI's taxonomy places the organism in Eukaryota, Phaeophyceae, Ectocarpales, Ectocarpaceae.